UGAUAAAAUGCUUUCCUUUUCAUUAUGGAUCAAAAUCAUUUUCAUCCUGGCUUUGACAGUUACUCUUCAUAAUGAGACUGCUGUUGUAGAUUCAGUGCAUGCCUCAAAAGUGCCAGACUGUGACAAGUAUGCAAGAAAUAAUUUUUUUUGCACCAGAGAAAUGGAUGAAAUCUGUGCAACCAAUGGAAAAACUUAUAACAAUGAAUGUGUUUUCUGCAGUGAAAUGUUGAAAGCUAAGAGAAAAUUUGGUUAUAAAUAUGACGGUCGUUGUGAUGGAAAACCCUUUCCAAGGUGAUUCCUACAAUCAACUGGAAUCUUCUCAAUCAGGGUCUUGAAUUCCUAUCCAAUGAAUGAGGCCCUCUAUAGUUCAGAAUGUGGAAUAUGAGAUACUGAAGAAUCUUUCC
Messenger RNA from Nannospalax galili (Upper Galilee mountains blind mole rat), 404 nucleotides. RefSeq names its product sperm-associated acrosin inhibitor-like. The transcript is spliced from 4 exons. Gene Ontology annotation, molecular function: protein binding. NCBI's taxonomy places the organism in Eukaryota, Metazoa, Chordata, Mammalia, Rodentia, Spalacidae. Bases 8 to 295 code for a protein of 95 amino acids. The record is from RefSeq and is a predicted model, not a curated record.